GGCCACAUUGCCAAGCUUGUUGGUAGACCUAAGUCGGCGCGUCAAGUUAAACUUGCCGUCGAAAUGAUGUCACACACAUCCUCCAAACUGCCUUGGUAUCGCGUCGUUUCGACGUCGGGUAUCGUCUCCGCACACGGUUCAUCUCGUCAGCAAAGCAUACUCGAGAGCGAGGGCGUCGACGUCCGCACUGGAUCCUACGGCGAAUUAAGAAUCGAUUUCACUUCCUGCGGCUGGUUCCCUUCACCAGGGGCCUUUCACACAGACUCUGACAUAGAGUCCGACUUGGAGGACUGGGCAUCAUGA
Messenger RNA from Coniophora puteana RWD-64-598 SS2, 303 nucleotides. RefSeq lists its product as uncharacterized. The annotation marks the transcript as partial. The record is from RefSeq and is a predicted model, not a curated record. Gene Ontology annotation, biological process: DNA repair. The transcript is spliced from 2 exons. Gene Ontology annotation, molecular function: catalytic activity. Lineage: Eukaryota; Fungi; Basidiomycota; Agaricomycetes; Boletales; Coniophoraceae.